Molecule: messenger RNA, 4114 nt
Organism: Oncorhynchus tshawytscha (Chinook salmon)
Lineage: Eukaryota; Metazoa; Chordata; Actinopteri; Salmoniformes; Salmonidae
Product: autism susceptibility gene 2 protein
Source: RefSeq, a predicted model, not a curated record
CAGCCCCACCCUCUCCAGGAGCACCGGGUCCCUGUCUCGCUCCCUCUCCCCCAGCACCAACACCACGCCAGGCCUCUCAUCAGCCACCAACAUCACCAGCAUCACCCACUGCAGUACAACAGCCUGCACGACAUCAGUCACAGCGGCAGCAGCGCAGGCCUACCCAAACACCACCACCUGCCCCCCUCACCACACCACCUGAGCAGCCUCCCCUCCUCCACCCCGGCCCUGCCUCUGUCCAUAGCCAACCUCUCUACCUCACACUAUUCCUCCCUGCGAAGCCCGGCCCAUCGCCAUCCGGCCAUGUUCGCAACCCCCGCCACACUGCCGCCACCUCCGACCUUACCCACUAACAGUCUUGUGGUCCCUGGGCACCCUGCUGGCACCCCCUACCCUGAGCAUGACCUCCUGCGGCAGGAGCUGAACAACCGCUUCCUGGUUCAGAGUUCAGAGGGGUGGAGCCGGGGGCCGUCCUCCGCGGGGUCCCCGCUGGCCCCUGUGUCACUCCUGAGGGGAGAGUUUCACCAACACCAGCACAUGCAUCAGCACCAACACACCCACCAGCACACCUUCACGCCCUUCCCGCCCAGUCUGCCCCCGGCCACCAUCAUUCCUCCGCCCACCGCACCCCCCAUGGUGCGUACCCCAGCCAGAAAUUUUGACAAAUACGCUCCAAAACUGGACAAUCCAUUCAUUAGACAUUCAAAUUUCUUCCCCUCCUACCCCCCCACAAUGCCAGGCAUGCCCCCGCUGCUCCCACACUCAGGACCCUUCAGCUCACUGCAAGGAGCCUUCCAGCCCAAGUCCUCUAACCCCAUAGACGUAGCAUCCCGUUCGGGGGCAGUACCUCACACACUCCUACAGAAGGACCCACGGGUAUCGGAUCCUUUCAGGACAGCAGUUAGAAAACCUGGCAAGUGGUGUGCGGUGCACGUCCAGAUCGCCUGGCAGAUUUACCACCAUCAGCAGAAGAUGAAGCAGAUGCAGGUGGACCCUCACAAACUGGACAUGAAUGGAAAGCUGGACCUGUUCAGUCGUCCCUCUGCCCCAGGAGUGUUUCCUGGGUUUCCCUACACCCACGACCUAGCACGACCCAUGUUCUCCUCCACAGGUUCUGGCCAUCCGGCCGCCUCCCCGUACGGCCCCUCCCCCCACCACAGUGGCUUCCUGCCUCCCAGCCACUUGACAGAUCCUUUCAGUUGCUCCAGUACCUUUGGCGGCCUCGGCAACCUUUCAACCAGUGCCUUCGGAGGAUUAGGCAACCCCUCGCUUGGCUCCAACAGUGUCUUCGGCCAUAAAGAGGGCCCAGGGGGCCUGCCAGGCUUCGGCAGCCCUCACCAUGACACCUGGAACAGGCUCCACCGGACCCCACCCUCCUUCCCCACCCCUCCGCAGUGGCCCAAGUCUGCAGACACGGAGCGAAGCAACUCAGCAAACAGCCACGAGCGUGAACGGGAACGGGAACGGGAACGGGAGAGGGAGAGGGAGAGAGAACGGGAGAAAAGGGAUUCAUCCAUCAGCAAAGAGGAUAAGGAUAAAGACAGAGAUUCAAUUGACCGUAACCGUCACUCCAACCGUUCGUCCCCUGCAUCGGCCCCAACCAGCUACCAGAUCAGCAGCCUGAUCCGCUCUAACAGCCAGAACUCCAGCGACUCGGGUCGCCACCACAGCGGCAGCGUGGACCGGGUACGGGAGGCAGAGAAGGAGCUCCCGGAGCGCCACCGAGAGGUGGCCAUAGUGGGGGAGGUCAAGGUAAAGGAGAGCCGCUCCCCUGGAGGAGGGAAGGAGGUGACAGACAGAGACAGACGCUCCUCAGAAGACUCCAUCAAACCAGCCCACCGCACGCCCUCCCCCUACUCCAAGGCUGUCCUAUCUGAGACAGGCAUGAAAAUGGCUGGUGGCCCCCCACCCACGCUACUCAAGGAUGGGGACAGGGACAGGAAGGAGGUUCGUCCUUCCUCCGGGGGGGACCUGCUGCUGCACAAGGUGAAGAACGACAUGAAGAUCAAGGAGGAGCGCAAGGAGGACCAGGAUGUGGUGGUUGUGAGCUCCGAGCCCGCCCCUCAGCCUGCUCCUCCUCCUCAGCCUCUACCCCCUCAACCCCCCCAGCCUGGUCACCACCACCACCACCACCACCACCACCCUCCUCUGUCCCAGCAGCCCCCGCACCCCUCUCCACGCUGCAGUGAAAUGCCCACCCACGGCUCCCUGCACGGGGUGCACAUGGCCCACUCCUUGCCCCUCUCCAUGAGCGCAAUGCACCAGAUGGGCAGUCUCAACGUGCUAGACCGGGCUCGCAUGGCUCCAUUUAUGGGGGUGAGCCCCCUGGCUGCUGCUGCAGGGAGGGACCGGAUGCCCCACCAAGCCUUCCCCUGGGACCCACUGAGGGAGGCCUACCGCAACAUGGACCUGCAGCGCAGGAUGGACUUCCAUCUGAGGGCGGAGCAGGCCCAGCGCUUCCCCAGCAUUUACGAGCAGGAGCGGGCCUACCGGGAGAGAGAGGCCCAUGACUACUCCCACCACGAGCACCUGCUGGAGGUACGGCGGGAGCACGAGAGGAUGAGGCAACAUGCAGAGGAGAGGGAGCGCCAGCACCUGAGGGAGGAGCUGGACCGAGCGCGGCUCCACCAGCUGCACCAGUCCCCCAUGGAGGGACACCUGCCACACAUGCCCCCCUUCAUGCCCCACCUGGGCGGCAUGCCCUACCCCAGACUCAGCCCCUCCACUGGACACAAUGGCCUGCUGAACCGGACGCCCCCACCGCUGCACUUAGCGCCCCCUCCACUAGUGGCAGCGGGGAGCGCCAGACCAGCCUCCCCGAAGGACUACCCCCUCACCACCCAGGACCCCCGAGAUUACUCCCCCUCCCGCAACCCCAAAGAAGUGGAGGCACGGUAGCUUUACAUACAGACAAAGGACAUGGAUGACAAGACUCACUCCCCAAUUUGGAACCUUCUAGAGAGAACAAAAUGCACUGCUUUACGAUGGAGAAAGGCAUUAGUAAACGAGGAAACAGUAUGAUUGUACAAAGGAAAGAUUUGUAAGGUUGAAGAAGCACAUGCCAUGAUUUUAUUUGACAUGGACAGGCUGAUGAGAAUGUUGGUUAGAAGAACACGAAUCAAAAAGUAUGUGUACGUUUGUUUCCGACAUAAAAUUUGAUAUUAAUAUAUUAAUCUAAAACCUUUUUCGAUUUUGAGCGAAAAGUGAUAUUCUGAUUAAAAUGAGUUUGUACAUUUCCUAUCCUUGUUCCAUGUAUAGACAUCAUUUUUAUGAAUUUGUAUUUUGUGCGUUAGUCUCUUAUUUUCAAUAUCCCAGUCCAUUGUGAGACAUAUGAAAGAGGAUGCUCCAUGGUACAGACUGGACUUUUUACCCUUACAACAGUAAUAUAACCUCAUGGUACAUGGAAAUACUCAUUAGUGAUAAUGUACGGAAUUACAUGAAAUAAUUUUUGCGUUUUAUUUGCUUUGCCUUUGAGAUAUGCAGACAAAUAUAUAUUACGAGGUCUUUGUUCGGUCUCUGUAAAGAAAAUUCAUGUAAAUAUCUUGUUGAUAUUCCUUGCAGCAAAAUUACAAUGUAAAUUUAUUAGGCUUUUUAAAUGUUUCUAGAAAAACAAAUUAAAUCAAAACUGAACCACUUGCCGGUUGGAAACCAUGGUAACAGACGAUCCUGUCCAAUGGGAGGGAAGGAGGGCGGGCAUCAGAAGGGGGCUGGAAUGAUCAUCUGCAAUCUAUGCAAAGAGGCGCUGAGCACCCCGAUGGAGAGCCACCUGGAAUGGAAUGGACACUGUUGGAUAAUGUUGAUUCAGUGAGAGGAACUUGGAAUAACUCAACAUGUUUUUUUUCCGAUGAUGGCCAUGGAAUUAUAAACCUACAGACUUCCCCGUUACAGAGAAACUGUACUAGAAGCUUACAUGCAGCCCCAGUAAAAUGAAUUGACAGCAAAGGAAGACACUUUUGAUUGGGCGGCAAUAGGACUUUCUCUGUCGACCGUUGUGGUGUUGUGCAGUUGUUGUUUUUUAGACUUGUAUACAAAACAAGUAGAGUUUUAGGCGUGCAAAAAAAAUGAAAACAAACAUUCAUGAUUUAAAAUUGUACGGAAUAAAGUUUGGACCUAA